UUAUAUGGGUGAAUUAUAUUGAACAUAAGUAAGUAUACAUUUAUGUAAGUGAAUCGCAGCGAUUCAGCGCCAUUUUGCGUAACAACUAGAGAGGAACGUCCGACGAAGCAACUAAGAACUGAAGAAAUGUCGGCUUUAAAAACUGUUUUCCAAGGAUUUACAAGAUCUUUCAUGACCACCGCUUCGCGGAAAAGUCAUGGACCAGAAGGUUUUCCCGGUGCUAACCUUCCCCUCCCAAUUGGAAACAGAUACGUGGUAACAGCAAUUUUCAUUGCUUUCUUUGGAAGUGGAUUGUCUGUACCUUACCUCAUUCUUCGUCAUCAAUUGCUGAAAUGAAGUGUAUGUUACAAUAUUAAUAUUAGCACAUUAUUCUACAAUUGUUGCACAGAAUGUAACAUGUAAUAUAGGUAUUUAUAAUAAAAC
Habropoda laboriosa is the source of this 423-nucleotide messenger RNA. RefSeq names its product cytochrome c oxidase subunit 7C, mitochondrial (gene COX7C). The transcript has 3 exons. The coding region runs from base 127 to 336 and encodes 69 amino acids. The record is from RefSeq and is a predicted model, not a curated record. Lineage: Eukaryota; Metazoa; Arthropoda; Insecta; Hymenoptera; Apidae. Gene Ontology annotation, biological process: mitochondrial electron transport, cytochrome c to oxygen.